ACUACUUUACACCGGACAUUGCAUUGCAGGACCUUUUUCUGUCAAAGAAAUGGUGGAUCCGAGAUCCGACCCAUAUAUAUCCGGUUUAAAACCUUUAAACCCAUAACAAACACCCUCCGUUUAAAUCCCCGUUCCAUUCCCGCUUGUUUUCAACUCGCUCCUUCUUCUUCUUCUUUCUCUGAAAGCUAACCGUUUUCUUCAGAUCCGAUAUGAAAAUGAAGAUCAACAAAGCCUCCGAUCUCUCCUCCAUCUCCGUCUUCCCUCCUCCUCACGUUUAUUCCAGGAAGAUGAACAAUGCAUCCAAUGGAUUUCAAGCCUCGCAACAUCGAUCGCAACCGUCGCAUCGAGAUAUAGAGAGGCAGAACAAUGUAUCGAAUGGAUUGCAUGCGAUGUCGCAACAUCGAUCACAACCGUCUCAGCAGUCAUUUUCUCAGGGACUUUCAUCUCAGCAAGGAAUUUUGUCUCAUUUCUCUCAGAGUUCUCUUGAUGAAGCUAUCACAACAAAUGACCAGAGAGCUGCUUCUCAAGAACUUGAGAACUCUUCAAGGAGGUUUUCUAGUUUGCCCCGCCUUACUUAUUCAAAGGACGAGAGUCAACCCCACAACUCAAGAUCUUCAUCAAAUCUCCUGGUCAAAUGGAACUCUGCAGAUAAUAAAAAUCAGUUAAGUGAAGGACUCGAAAACAGAAUUGGCAUAAUGGAAACCUCAUUGAGCAGGUUUGCAAUGAUCAUGGAUUCUGUUCAAAGUGACGUAAUGCAAGUAAACAAAGGAACAAAGGAAAUGCACUUGGAGAUGGAGUGCAUAAGACAAAAGUUGAUUGCUCAGGAUAACACACUUCAGUUAAUGAUGAAAGGACAAGAAGAAAUUAAAGCAAGCAUCAAUGGGAGUUUGAAAUCUUUAUCUGAACAAAUGAGCCGUGUUACAGACAUAGAGAAGUUACAGGAAGUAUAUAUGUUGGUUUCUUCCAUGCCUCAGCUAAUUGAAGGCUCUCUGCGAAAUUUGCAAAAUAAUCUCCAGAACACCACCAAGGAAAUGAAGGAAAUCUCUUGCAGUUUAAAACAUUCUAACCAAAAGGAUCUGGCACAGCCUAUUCUAUCUCCAAAGUGUGUUAGCAAACAAGUUAUCACACCGAAAAUGCGUCAGACUCCAGCCGUUGAAGCGAAGAAGAACACUCCAGUUAUUGUAGCUUCAGAAGCAGACACAGGAGGCUGGAGGCCAGUAAAAAGAGAAAGAGUCACUUUUUCAGAUAGAAUAUCUGAGAAGGUUCAAAAGCGAAUUCCACCAAAAGUGGAGAAGGGUAUAAGGGGAGGAAGAGACUAUGCAAUUGUCAUUGAAUCUGACGAGGAGUCUGAUUGCUUUGAAGUAAAAUCAGCAGCAGGAAAGUGGGAAGGGAAGAAAAAAGAAAAAAUUACAAAUGAGGCAAGUAACAUCAGCCAAAUGGAGGGAGCUAAGUUGGUUACAACAGAUGGACAUGCAGCGGUUAGGAGGAGUGCAAGGAAGAGACUCCCUAACCAAAUGAUGGAUGAUUUUGUGUGCAAAGGGUAUAGGAAAAGGAAUAGGAGAAAAAAGAGCAUGUUAAUGUUUCUCUGAGUUUUUUAUACUUAAUUUCCAACAACAAAAGUUUCAUAGGACACAAAGAACCGCAUUCUCCAGAUUUCUGUAAUUAUUACCAAAGUUGAAAACAGAGAUUCUACUUAGGUGUGUGCGCUGUGUCUGUUACAUUUAGUUAACAUUUUCCUAGUUUAAAGGAGGUUAUGGCAACAAGCCAACAAUCCAAUUCAUGUAUAGGUGUGCUUAAAAGCAAUAUUGAUCAUGUAGACUUUACAGAGUUAUCACACAUUUUAUUGA
Molecule: messenger RNA, 1847 nt
Organism: Medicago truncatula (barrel medic)
Lineage: Eukaryota; Viridiplantae; Streptophyta; Magnoliopsida; Fabales; Fabaceae
Product: putative recombination initiation defects 3
Exons: 12
Coding region: 210-1589 (459 amino acids)
Biological process (GO): embryo sac development; microsporogenesis; meiotic DNA double-strand break formation
Cellular component (GO): nucleus
Source: RefSeq, a predicted model, not a curated record